AUGGGAAAAGGCGGUGGAACAUUUGAGCGACUUCUCGAUAAAGCUACCAGUCAGCUGCUGCUGGAGACUGACUGGGAAUCCAUUCUGCAGAUCUGUGAUCUCAUUCGACAAGGCGACACACAAGCUAAAUAUGCUAUUGGAGCCAUUAAGAAAAAGCUGAAUGACAAAAAUCCCCAUGUGGCCCUGUAUGGACUGGAGGUCCUUGAGUCAGUAGUGAAGAACUGUGGCCAGACGGUCCAUGAUGAGGUGGCAAGUAAACAAACCAUGGAGGAACUGAAGGAUCUGUUCAAGAAACAGACGGAACCAAAUGUCAGAAACAAGAUUCUGUACUUGAUCCAGGCCUGGGCCCAUGCUUUCCGCAACGAACCCAAGUACAAAGUGGUUCAGGAUACUUACCAGAUUAUGAAAGUUGAAGGUCAUGUUUUUCCAGAGUUUAAGGAAAGUGAUGCAAUGUUUGCAGCAGAAAGAGCCCCAGACUGGGUUGAUGCAGAGGAAUGUCACCGGUGCAGAGUCCAGUUUGGAGUUAUGACAAGAAAGCACCACUGUCGUGCCUGUGGCCAGAUUUUCUGUGGGAAGUGUUCGUCGAAAUACUCCACCAUUCCAAAGUUCGGCAUUGAGAAGGAAGUGCGUGUGUGUGAGCCUUGCUUUGAGCUGCUAAACAACCACCCCUCCCUCUCUCCUCCUCUUAGGAAGGCUGAAGGAAAAGCUCCAACUACAACUUCUUCUGAACUUCCUCCUGAGUAUCUCACCAGCCCAUUGUCUCAACAGUCACAGAUGCCUCCUAAGAGAGAUGAAGCUGCGCUGCAGGAGGAGGAGGAGCUGCAGUUGGCCAUCGCCCUGUCCCAGAGUGAGGCGGAGGAAAAGGAGAGGAUGGUGGGUCACACACCUGAGAAGUUUUUACUCUUUUAUAGUGUUGACAAAAAUGACAAAUGUUUACGUUUGUUUUCACAGAGACACAAGAACUCUUACCCUGUGUAUCCUAAAACGGAUCCCACCCCAGUGACCUCCUCAGCACCACCAGUCAGCACACUCUACACAUCCCCUGUGAACUCUUCUGCUCCUUCAGCUGAAGAUGUGGACCCUGAGUUGGCUCGUUACCUGAACAGAACAUACUGGGAGAAAAAACAGGAAGAAGCUCGUAAAAGUCCGACUCCUUCAGCCCCUGCGCCGGUGCCACUGUCUGAACCUCUCCCCUCCAUCAGUCAGCCUGUAGAGACUCACAUGCCUGGACAACCAGUCAGCAUAGUGGAGCAACAGUAUCAGAACGGUGAGUCCGAGGAGAACCACGAGCAGUUUCUGAAAGCGCUGCAGAACUCGGUGACCACCUUCCUGAACCGCAUGAAAAGCAACCAUAUGCGUGGACGCAGUAUCACCAAUGACAGCGCCGUGCUCUCGCUCUUCCAGUCCAUCAACAACAUGCACCCACAGCUGCUGGACAUCCUCAACCAGCUGGACGAGAAAAGAUUGUACUAUGAGGGGCUGCAGGACAAGCUGGCCCAGGUCCGUGAUGCACGAGCAGCUCUCAACGCUCUUCGUGAUGAGCACAGAGAGAAGCUGCGCCGAGCAGCGGAGGAGGCAGAGAGGCAGAGGCAGAUCCAGCUGGCACAGAAGUUGGAGAUCAUGAGGCAGAAAAAACAGGAGUACCUGGAGAUGCAAAGACAGUUGGCCAUUCAGCGCCUCCAGGAGCAGGAGAAGGAGAGGCAGAUGCGUCUGGAGCAGCAGAAACACACCAUCCAGAUGAGGGCCCAGAUGCCUGCUUUCUCUCUGCCCUAUGCCCAGAUGCAGUCCCUUCCCCCGAAUGUGGCAGGAGGAGUGGUGUAUCAGCCUGGUGCACCGCCCAGUUACCCAGGAACCUUUAGCCCUGCUGGUUCAGUGGAAGGCUCGCCUAUGCAUAAUAUCUACAUGAACCAACCUGGACAGGCUGCACCAGCACAGUACCAGGCCAUGCCAGGAACAGCCACAGAUCCAAACAUGGUCAGUGCCUACAUGUACCCACCUGCGGGUGUAAACGGGCAGCCUGCCCCUCCACCUGGUCAGGCUCCACCGACUACAAGUCCCCCCUACUCCACCUAUCAACCCACACCCACACAAGGCUACCAGAAUGUUGUGUCACAGGCCCAGAGUCUGCCUCCCAUGUCACAGGCUGCUCCAACCAAUGGUAUGGCUUAUAUGGGCUACCAGCCGUACAGCAUGCAGAACAUGAUUUCAGCGUUACCAGGUCAGGACCCCAAUAUGCCGCCACAACAGCAGUACAUGCAGGGCCAGCAGCCCAUGUACCAGCAGGUGGCUCCCCCUGGUGGUCCGCAGCAGCAACAGCAGCAGCCUGUGCAGCAGCAGACGCCUCAGGCUGUGCAGGGAAGCACAGAGGCGCAGCUCAUUUCCUUUGAUUGAAAACCCACACGCUGCAGUGACACACUACACCCUCCUCAGUCUCCUCUGCUUCUCUGGACUCUGAUGCUCCCCCGCUGGAAACACACACACACCAACAUCUCCCUCAUUCCAUCCCAGCUGUGAUGUUGUGGCAAUGUGAAAUCUUGUGAUGAUGAUGCAGAACUUUUGCUCUUUUUUGUUCUUUUUGCCCACUCGUGUGGGGAAGCUGCAGGAAAGAGCACCAUAACCCACACCCUCCCUCUCCCCCUCUCUACCUGACGUGUAUGUAGUACUCCCUUAAUAAAUGAGUAACUGAACCACAGGAAUAAAUAGUCAGUGAUAUUAAAAACAAAUUAUGAAAAUCUGUUAUUAAUUAAGGAAAAAUAAAGACGUAAACAUCCUUUGUCUCAUAUUUUUCUAGAAAAUGUUUGCAUGUUAAUCUUUAGUUCCGUGGUGGAAAAGAAGUUGUUGAACGUUGUAGGUUAAGAAGUGAUUCAAAGACCGUUACGUGCCAUUAUCAAAGGUAAAUGUGUAAAUAAGGGUGAAGUUGUUGCAGAGAAAGCACAGUCAGAGCCCUGGGACACCAGGCACUAACUUUCAGUCAAGUUGCUGUAAUUAUCAGCUCCACACAGACAAAAAUCAUCUCGUCUUCUGGUGUUUAUUUAAUGUUUACUGCACCCAGCAUUUUGUUUUCCUUUUACAGACUGUUGGGUGAGCAGAAACUUCCGUGGACAAUGUUUUAAUCUUUAUGGAAAAUCAUUUAACCAAACUAAAUAAAAUAAUGAAAUAUUACAACCUAAAUCACUGUGGCAAGGUUCCUGCACCAUUCUGUUACCUAACGUUAACUGCCAUCAAAACGUGAGACACGAGAUGAACUGUCCUGUGUUUGUACCUCGUCUCAGCUGAGGUUCUAUAGUCAGUGCAGUUCAGACUGACUUUUUUUUUUCACCAGUUCUUGGCUUUUCAAUUAUGUGGAAAUGACUGCAAGAGGAACAGAAUCUGUUGCAUGUAUGUAUCACACAGCAAACCAGUGAUUUUCUGUAACCGGUCAGCUACCAUCUGUGAACUUCUUAAUUCCAUCAGUCUGAUCUGUCUGACAGUAAUUUUAAAAUUAUAUUUAAUAAAUAUCUGGUUCUCACUG
Cynoglossus semilaevis (tongue sole) is the source of this 3511-nucleotide messenger RNA. It is a transcript of the gene hgs, whose product is annotated as hepatocyte growth factor-regulated tyrosine kinase substrate. Gene Ontology annotation, biological process: endocytic recycling; receptor internalization. NCBI's taxonomy places the organism in Eukaryota, Metazoa, Chordata, Actinopteri, Pleuronectiformes, Cynoglossidae. The coding region runs from base 1 to 2391 and encodes 796 amino acids. Gene Ontology annotation, molecular function: ubiquitin binding; metal ion binding; phosphatidylinositol binding. The transcript is spliced from 19 exons. Gene Ontology annotation, cellular component: early endosome. The record is from RefSeq and is a predicted model, not a curated record.